This is a messenger RNA of Penicillium chermesinum, 1581 nucleotides long. RefSeq lists its product as uncharacterized. NCBI's taxonomy places the organism in Eukaryota, Fungi, Ascomycota, Eurotiomycetes, Eurotiales, Aspergillaceae. The transcript is spliced from 2 exons. The record is from RefSeq and is a predicted model, not a curated record. Bases 1 to 1581 code for a protein of 526 amino acids.
AUGGCCCGACCGUCCGAAUCUUCUACCCACAUUCCAUCCUUCGCGAAGCCACUCUCUCCUUACGUCAAGCCGCAGGAAGACGUUCUCCGCAUACGCCAGGCAUUGACGGUGUACCUGCGCUCGCUGGUGGUCUACGACGAUACCGAUGCAUCCCAGGACUCCUACCUCGCCCUCUGCGCCCCCACAUAUGCCGUCGCCGACGUGAAACGCACACCCGCCGAUCUCCUUGGAAUGAGAAAGGAAUAUCUCCAGGCUCUCCAGGCCAAUGUCGCCGCUAGGAAGGAUCUUCAGAAGGCAUCAGAAGAUGUGCAGCUCCUUCGGCGUCAACGGUUGGCCAGGAACCGCCCUGCUGAACCGACUGAGGCGCAGGACCCGGGCGCGGAGCUGCGAGAUUACCUUUUACUCCUUCGAGAUCGACGGCGCCAUAACAAGCUUCAAGUCUUCCAACAUUAUCUAGAAGACAUAAGGGCGCGGAAACCGGCCGAUAUUGAGAUCCCCGAAGAUAGCCUGAGCCCGGAUCUUCGGUCUGAAGGGUUUGAUCUGGACACACCAGAUCGCACCGGCUCAGAGGCCGACUUGGAAGGGCUGGUCCAUAAACUUGAGAGGGCAGUGGUGCGUGCCAGAUCCCAAUUGGAUCAAGAGAAACGCCUAUUCGAGGAGUUGAAAUCUCGUCAUGAAGCUGGCAAUGCAAGCAUGCAGGAAUCUUCUUCUCUUUCCAGGGCCAAGGCGUUGAAGCGUACUCGUGACGAGUUAGUUCAUUGGGUCGAAGAACGCUUGGUCGCGGAAGGUGACCCUGACGAUAGCCUGGUGCAAGAGCUCCCACCGGAAGAAAUUGAGGAAGCCCAGCGGCUGCUUGAACAGUAUAGGCAGCGGAUUCGGGAACAAUAUGCCAUAUAUGUACAGGCUCGCCAGGACCUCUUGAAUAGAGCUGCCAAAGCCUGCCAACCGGUGAUCUUGACGACAAAGCCCUCGUACCGGUCAGCGAAUCGAUCCGAUAUUGUCCCUGAAGAAGUUCCGCCACCUAACCCCUGGGAUGUUUUGUCUUAUGCCAACGAAGUUCUUGUGCCCCUCUCGAAAAGUCAUAAAUCACUGGCAUUACAGAAAUCCUAUCUAUCCGCUCUUCUUGGCAAAGAAAAGUCGACCACUCUCCGCGCGCUGAACCGGUUAAGCGACGAGAGUCACCUUCUGCCCGAAUAUCCUAUCCUAGCUCGGCAGCCUCGUUUCAAGAAUGCUCCUCAGGGCCCAGAGACUGGCUCGCUUGAUGAAGUGGUAAGGCUUGCCGAAGCAUGGUCUUUUGCAUCCGAUGCCGCAGCAACUAGCCAGCGUGAAUACGUGCAGCAGAAAGUGGGACUUGGAAUUGAAGUUUCACGCGAUGCGCGAACAUUAUUGGAGGAAGUGUACAAAACCUUGAACCAAGAUCUCCGCAGCGCCCUGGAAAGCGGCCCAGAACAGCAAGCUACGUCAGAUAUCUGGGCCUCUGAGGCCAAAUCCACUCGAGGGGCUAACCUCAGUGGGUCCCGGCUGGAAAAGCGACCGAAAGGGCCUUGGUCAGGCUUGAAUGGGCGAGUCGGAGUCGAGUAG